Biomphalaria glabrata is the source of this 1746-nucleotide messenger RNA. RefSeq lists its product as uncharacterized. Gene Ontology annotation, molecular function: kinetochore binding. Gene Ontology annotation, cellular component: nucleus; kinetochore. The record is from RefSeq and is a predicted model, not a curated record. NCBI's taxonomy places the organism in Eukaryota, Metazoa, Mollusca, Gastropoda, Planorbidae. The transcript is spliced from 9 exons. Bases 929 to 1609 code for a protein of 226 amino acids. Gene Ontology annotation, biological process: chromosome segregation; kinetochore assembly; mitotic spindle organization.
UAUGUUAUUACUAUCAGUAUCUUCUUAUCAUGCAUGACGCGUAGGACGUAAUCAGAUAAUCAUCUUCUUUUUUGAACUAACGUCUGUAUCAUAUAACUAUAGUAUAAAAAGUAUAAGAUAAGAAGAAGAUAGAUCAUUAGUGACAUUAGUCAUCACUCCACAGGCUUUUGACAAAGUUCACCACCAUAGUCCAUCUAGUUUGCUUAAAAAAAUUAAAGUAUUUUGGCAUUGAUGGUCCAUUGCAUCAGACACAGUGGAUUUUAUGAUAUUAUAGAGAGAGAACAAACUAUAAUAAUAAAUUUAAUGGCUCUCUAAAUGAGUAAAUCAACACUAAAAAUAACAGUAAAAACUCAACUCAAGUGAGAAGUGUACCUCAAGGAACAGUCUUAGGUCCAUUACUAUUUUUAACUUACAUUUACGUGAUUUACCAAAUUGCAUUAAAGAACAAAAGUCACAUUAUUUGCAGAUGAAUGCAUAAUAUUAAUAUAUAGAACAAUAAAAUCGACACAAGAUACAGAAAUUUUACAAAGAGAAAUUUAUGGGAAUCAAAUUGGAGCAUGUCUUUCCACCUAGAAAAAUGUCAGUUAUUAGGAGCAACAAGAAAAAUAAAACAUAUAAAUUCCACUUAUCUUAUUCACAGUAAACUAGUAACAUAGAUAAAAACACAAAAAUAGCUAGAGAGGGGUGGAGAGAAAAAUGAAAAACACACGGAAUCCCCAUAUUGAUGAAACUAUUAAAAAAUCAAAACAUUAGGGUUUAUUAAAAGAAAUUUCUAUAAAUUAAAUAAAGCAUACAACUAAAAUGUUGUUUAACCUUGGUUAGGCCAAUAAUAGAAUAUAUGCAUCCUCUGUUUGGGACCCUUCAACUCAAGAAAACAUUAAGAAACUAGAACAGACACCAAAUAGAGCAAUGCUUGUUAAAUCAAAAAAUGGAUUCUUUAGAAAAUAAGGAAAUGAGAAGUAAAGAAGAUUCCUAUGAACAAUCUGCACAAGAUUGGUUGGAAAUGAAAAACAAACUUGAAAAUGAAUUGCAACGCCUCCUGGUGGCACGCACAGCAGUUAUUCAAGAAAGUUCUUCACAAAAUUUUGAUGAACUAGUCAGCAAGGUUAUGGACUUGAAGGAAGCAAUGUUAGAGACAUCUGCCAAAAAAUCCAGAAAUGAACUUGUUUUAAAAAGGCUCCAGCUAGGUAAAGUCUUGUGUGAUGAAAUAUUUAAUAAUGAUGACAGCUCUAAUCCUUAUUUACAAAACAGCUUAAAACAGUUAGACCUUGCUGUUCAGAUUUUGAGAAUUCACAAGGAGACCAAAGAAUAUGAAGAAAAGUUACAAGCUGUUAAGAUGACAAAUGUUAAGUUGAAUAAAGAAAAUCUUGAGAUGAUGACAAAACUAACAAAUUGGAAUGAGAAGAAACAGAAAUUGUCUUUUGAGGCUGAAGGCAAUGAAGACUAUAAAAGACUCAAGCAACAGAUUGAGAUGAAAUGUCAGUCUAUUGAGGUGUGCAGGAACAUUAUCAAAAUUCUCAUUGUGGGGCUGGGUUUAGACUGGAGUGAAAGUCCAGAACUCACAGACCUCUUGCUACAAUGUGGAGAACAUGUUAGUUCCUACAUGUAAAGAGAAUAUGGCUUUUCAUUGUGUGGGUAUUUGUAUAUUUCUUGUACAUAUGUACACAAAUAUUGAUAAAUGUAAAUAAAUGUUUUUAAAAACAACAAAAAAAAUAUUUUUUUAAAAAUAAAAUCAUUCGUUGAGUG